CGUCCAGCGCCGAGCCCGGCCGGGCCUGAGGGCGGGAAGAUGCCGCGCGUCGUGCCGGACCAGCGCAGCAAGUUCGAGAACGAGGAGUUCUUCAGGAAGCUGAGCCGCGAGUGCGAGAUUAAGUACACGGGCUUCAGGGACCGGCCCCACGAGGAGCGCCAGACGCGCUUCCAGAACGCCUGUCGCGACGGCCGCUCGGAAAUCGCUUUUGUGGCCACAGGAACCAAUCUGUCUCUCCAGUUUUUUCCGGCCAGCUGGCAGGGAGAACAGCGACAAACACCUAGCCGGGAAUAUGUCGACUUAGAAAGAGAAGUAGGCAAGGUAUAUUUGAAGGCUCCCAUGAUUCUGAAUGGAGUUUGUGUUAUCUGGAAAGGCUGGAUUGAUCUCCAGAGACUGGAUGGUAUGGGUUGCCUGGAGUUUGAUGAAGAGCGAGCCCAGCAGGAGGAUGCAUUAGCACAACAAGCCUUUGAUGAGGCUCGGAGAAGAACCCGCGAAUUUGAAGAUAGAGACAGGUCUCAUCGUGAGGAAAUGGAGGUGAGAGUUUCACAGCUGCUGGCAGUAACUGGCAAGAAGACAACAAGACCCUAGUCCUGGUUCCAAUUUAGGUGGUGGUGAUGACCUCAAACUUCGCUGAUUAGCACAGUAGAUGUGUGCACGCCAACCCCUCAUCUUUAUAUUGUUAAAUAUCCAUUGUUUCUAGUUGGCAGAAAUAAUUGAUCAAAAAGACCAGAAACUGUGAUAACUGGAAGUACUUUGACCUAAUUCUCAACCUUGGGAAAAUAUAAGACAUCACAUACUGCCAUGGUUUUGCACUAAAAUUAUACUUACCUGCAUUCUAAUUUUAUAUGCAUGUAGCCAGUAAUUGAAAUUCUUUUCUGUGCAAACUUAACUUGAUGGCAUUAUUUUAGUGAAGACUAAUCCACUUAAAAAGCUCUUUUUCCCUCAGUUUUUAUUUAAAAGUUAAAGUCUUCUAAAAAAA
Messenger RNA from Suncus etruscus (white-toothed pygmy shrew), 979 nucleotides. RefSeq names its product core-binding factor subunit beta (gene CBFB). Gene Ontology annotation, molecular function: transcription coactivator activity; sequence-specific DNA binding. Gene Ontology annotation, cellular component: nucleus; core-binding factor complex. NCBI's taxonomy places the organism in Eukaryota, Metazoa, Chordata, Mammalia, Eulipotyphla, Soricidae. The coding region runs from base 40 to 588 and encodes 182 amino acids. The transcript has 6 exons. Gene Ontology annotation, biological process: regulation of transcription by RNA polymerase II. The record is from RefSeq and is a predicted model, not a curated record.